This is a messenger RNA of Anopheles coustani, 2530 nucleotides long. RefSeq names its product calumenin-B (gene scf). The record is from RefSeq and is a predicted model, not a curated record. NCBI's taxonomy places the organism in Eukaryota, Metazoa, Arthropoda, Insecta, Diptera, Culicidae. Gene Ontology annotation, cellular component: endoplasmic reticulum. Bases 198 to 1169 code for a protein of 323 amino acids. Gene Ontology annotation, molecular function: calcium ion binding. The transcript has 4 exons.
GUUUACUAAUAAUCUAGAAUGCAGUUAUCGAAAAUCGUGUCUCGCAGCUAGUUUUUUAGUUGAGUAGAAGUGAUUUACAUAAUUUUCCAUGGUAAAUGUAUUAAACGUGCGUUUUUACGAUUUAAAACUAAAAACGAUUUUCUUCGACUGAAGGUUGAUUGAAGGAAGUAAAGAUUUGUUAAACUAUCUGCAAAACCAUGAUUCUUGUCCAUGCAAUAUGCAUUUGUUUGCUAUUUAACUAUGCAGUGUCGGGCAUCCCAAAGCCCGAUGAAAAACGAGUACUGGAUCAUGAUACACUAAGUCACGUUCAACAUUACCAAAACGACGAGCACAAUAAACAGUACGAUCAUGAAGCAUUCCUAGGCGAAGAUGCCAAAACGUUUGAUCAACUUGAAGCCGACGAAAGUAGAAGACGCUUGGGACUGAUCGUUGAUAAAAUAGAUGGUGACAAAGAUGGUUUCGUAAAUCUAUCCGAGUUAAAAUCGUGGAUUCAAUAUACACAGCGACGUUACAUAGAUGAUGAUGUUAACAGACAAUGGAAAACCCACAACCCCAACAAUACCGACAAGAUUCACUGGGACAUAUAUCGAAAGAAUGUGUAUGGGUUUUUGGACGAUUUCGCUUCGCAAGAAUCGGAAAAUAUGGGAGAAGAACACUUUUCUUAUCGUGCCAUGCUUAAAAGAGAUCGCCGGCGAUGGAGCAACGCCGAUCGUGAUGGAGACGAUCAGUUAUCGCGGGAAGAGUUUACUGAUUUUUUGCACCCAGAAGAGAGUAGUCACAUGCGUGAUGUUGUCGUGACUGAAACAAUUGAGGACAUUGAUAAAGAUAAGGAUGGAAAGGUGUCGGUUGAAGAGUACAUUGGGGAUAUGUACAGGCAAUCGGAGGACAACGAGGAAGAACCAGACUGGGUAAAGCACGAGCGAGAAACUUUCUCGAACUUUCGUGACAAAGACAAGAAUGGCUUCAUGGAUGAACAAGAGGUGAAGGAUUGGAUAACACCAGCAGACUUUGACCACGCUGAAGCGGAAGCGCGCCAUCUCAUCUACGAAGCUGACUCAGAUGCAGAUGAAAAACUAACGAAGGAUGAGAUCAUCGAGAAAUAUGAUCUUUUUGUAGGAUCACAGGCUACGGAUUUUGGUGAGGCGCUAACAAGGCACGACGAAUUCUAAAUACAUAAGGUAUAAGGUGGACCACAAUGAAACUCGAAACAACGCGCCCUUCAGUUAAAGAACGAUUUCAGGUUCCUUCUUUUUCAUGAGUCACUCAUUUGUGGGUUCUUAUCGAUAUGUUCGACUGCACGAGUAAUUCAUAACCUUAUUUGGCAUGUUAAAAUGUGGUCACUUUAUGUGUUUUAACCCAUGUGUGCUAACAACGUUUAGUUGUUACCAAUAACUCGUACCCUGCAACUCAUGAAAUGAUAUUAUUUACCCUUGAGAAGAUACCCAUCCUCUACUUACAUAUUUGGUAUAAAAAUUUAUCAAUAAAUAAAACUACUACUAACUACUUGAAUAAAAACUAAAGUAAAAGAGUAAAUGAGGCCCUGGCCGCCAUAUUUUCGAUCGUGGUUACACCUCUUGUGGACGUUUAAACUGAUAUGUAUGUGAUACAUUAAUUCGUAAAAUUCAACUUACGAGUAUUUGAACCGUAGUUUGUACCGUUAAUUUCGGCUACGCAAUCAACCUAAUGGUGCGGUAUGAGGGGGGCCCACGGGCCCCCCCUUAUUUCUUAAAACUAUAACAAACUCUCUUUUUCGGUAGACCUAGCGCAGUCCGCUCGCUGCGGGCGCGCCGCCGUUUCCAAAUCAUUUCUUCGGGUAAACUCAUUGUUUCAUGCUGUCCAUCAUGUGUGGUAUAGUUUAGUUACUAGUAACUUACAGUAACUUAACAUGUAAAAGUAUAUUAACCCGCAUUCAACCUCCACUGCGUGAUUAGUUUAAACCGUUAUGUUCUUUUAAGCGAACCGCGAGCGAUCAAAUAUUUGAAAAGUAUGCAUGCGUCGCGCUUUGCAUAGCUUCAGGCGCAUAAUGUGAACCAGUAGGAAGAGGAGAAUCUAACCCGGGGCCUCAUUUACUCUUUUACUAUGGUGGCAAGAGCAUAACUAAUGCAAUGAAAUGAAAGGGUGACUAAUUAAAUUAAAGAUCCAAUCCUUGUUUACACAUAUUUCAUAAGUCUGUUCUAUUUCGACUCCAACUGUCUUGUUAGUAAGAAGCAAGCUCUCGAAAAAAAAAAAUUUCUGUUUCAGAAACAUCUUGUAAUAAACACAUUCUUCUGCCAUGAAUCAUGUGCGAGUAAAAUGUAUUGACAUGUAGUAGAAUGUGACUACUUAGCCAAGUUAGCUUUCCGUAUUGUUAUCCAUAUUGCUCAUAUUCAUAAAGAAUGUCUAAAAAUAGAAAAGCUUUUGCACGUUCUUGGUUUAGACCUAAUUGUUUUUUUUUUCUUUUCUGGCAAAACCGUCGUCUUCGGUUUUGGCGGCCCUUACAUGGGAAAAAAGGAAAAAAGGAAAAAAAAUUGAAAAGAUCUGGUGUAGUAUA